AUGGCACCGACCGUGGAGAUUUCGAUUCCGUCAACGACAGUCUCACACACUUCCACUCCACACACUCUCUAUCACAUUACUCUCCGCCUUCCACUCCGCUCCUUCACCGUCUCCAAGCGUUAUUCAGAUUUCGUGGCUUUCCACAGUGACUUGAUCAGCCAGACAAACGCUCAGCCCCCACUCCCUCUCCCUUCGAAGUCAUGGUUUUCCAAUACUGUAUCAAACGAGCGUUUCCGUGAAGAGCGUCGGCGCGGGCUUGAACAAUAUCUCCGAGCCAUAAAUGAAGCGACCGAUGGGCGAUGGCGCACUUCAUCCGCAUGGCGAGCGUUCCUGAAUCUGCCUUCCGUAGCAACCGCGUCAAGUUCAAAUGGAACGACAAUAACCUCAUCCCGACUACACGCUGCCAUAACGGACCCGAGCUCGGCGGCCAAUGCUUCCAUAAACGAUCCGACGCUGUGGCUCGACUAUUACCGCGACAUGAAGACUCACUUGCAUGAUGCCAGGCUACAGUUGUCACGCAGAGAUCAGGAGACAACCCCCCAGAAACAACAUGAAAGCUCAGCGCAAGCAAAGUCAAGUCUCGUCCGCGCGGGCUCAAUGAUAUCAACCCUUGAGGAAGGGCUGAAAAAUCUGGGCAUGCGCGGAAAUCAAGAUCCCUCAAGGUCAACGUCUAGCCUGGGUGACGGGGAACUUCGUAGACGGAAGGACCUUCUAAUCAACGCGCGCAAGGAACGAGAUGGGUUGGAGGAUUUACUGCACGCAAUGGCUGCAAAGAGUCGCCUGGACAAUGCUGUUGCCUCGAUUGAAGACAAGGAGGCUCUCUUGAAGGCUAGCAACAUGGAUGCGGCGGGAGGACGCCGGAAUGCAACUCGCUCGGGAAGAGUGCUCGGGAAAGAGACCGAGCGCACGCGCGAGCUGGACAAUGAAGGCGUGUUGCAAUUACAACAACAGACAAUGCGAGACCAAGAUCAGGAUGUGCAGGAGCUGCUGAAGAUCAUCAUUCGACAACGAGAGCUAGGAAACGCUAUCCAUGAGGAAUUGGAGGUCCAGAAUGAAAUGUUGGAAUUAGCAGACGAGGACACCGAUCGGCUGAACGCUAAACUUGAUAUUGCCAAAAAGAGAAUUGGCAAGAUCUCUUAA
Messenger RNA from Penicillium diatomitis, 1140 nucleotides. Its product is annotated as Qc-SNARE protein. Gene Ontology annotation, molecular function: phosphatidylinositol binding. Lineage: Eukaryota; Fungi; Ascomycota; Eurotiomycetes; Eurotiales; Aspergillaceae. The record is from RefSeq and is a predicted model, not a curated record. Gene Ontology annotation, cellular component: intracellular membrane-bounded organelle. The transcript is spliced from 2 exons. Bases 1 to 1140 code for a protein of 379 amino acids.